Crotalus tigris (Tiger rattlesnake) is the source of this 1064-nucleotide messenger RNA. RefSeq names its product SLAM family member 5-like. The transcript is spliced from 5 exons. Gene Ontology annotation, cellular component: external side of plasma membrane. The record is from RefSeq and is a predicted model, not a curated record. Lineage: Eukaryota; Metazoa; Chordata; Lepidosauria; Squamata; Viperidae. Gene Ontology annotation, biological process: T cell activation. Bases 1 to 888 code for a protein of 295 amino acids.
AUGUCACACAAGAUCAUUCUCCGAUUUUGGUUUCCAGUCCUUCUCUUAGGAGCUGAAGCUUCUGGAGCAGAAGAACUGAACAGGGUUCUGGGGGAAACGGUCACAUUCCGCGUGAAGAUCGCUGGACCCUAUAAAUCAAUAUCCUGGAAUAAAAUUGUCGGCAUCAGAUCUGGAAAUAUUGCUGUGGUGAUCUUUCGGAAGCCAUGUGCCCUUCUGGUCCUCCUACCAGCUUUUGAAAACAGAGUGACCGCUUCCAAGGACUGCAGAGGAUUACUUCUCAGUCAUGUGGAGAAAAAGGAUGCAGGACAAUACACUGCAAACGUUGUUUUACAAACCGGAGAGACAGUGAAUGAGUCCUUUGAGCUACGGGUUUUCAGUGAGUUGCUGGACUCUCAGCUGAAAGUGACUUGUACUUCUGAUGGGGCUGGAAGUGGAACUUGGCAGCUGAAUUGCUCUACAGAGACCUGGAAAGACAGGGUGUAUAUCAGCUGGACUUUAGCCACUAAGAGCACGGAUCCCAGCCCUGGGAGUUCUGUGAUCCAGUUUGUCUCCCAAGAUCUCGAUGCAACGUGCACAGCAGAAAACCCUGUUAGCAAGGCCUCCAGGAUGGUCUCCUUAAAACAAGUUUGUGCAGAACAGGCUAAGACCCCCUCUGCGCUGCCUCUCUGGGCCCUGCUGGGCCUAAGCAAACUGGGAAGUCUUCUCCUUCUUGGCUGUUUGGGGCUCAUUCAGAUGGUGAAGUCCAGAAAAGGCAUAAUGACAGAAAAGACUAAUAAACAAAGCUUAUAUUUGACUUUGCAUGUCACAACAGAGGCAAGAAUUACAUUUGUGCAAUACUGGAAGAAUGAAGGAAUACCAGCAGAUGAAGAAAUAAUAAAAAAAUACUAGAAUGAGCAGAGACAGAUUGACUAUGAGAUUGAAAGAAAAGGAAGAAACGGACUAUUAUCAAACCUGGGAUUUAUUUUACUAUUGGCUAGAUCAGUGGUUCUUAACCUUUUUGAACAAAUCGCCCCCUUGAGCCAAUGAGGAAGUUGUCAUCGCCCCCCUCCCCCAACAUAACCUCU